AUGGAACAACGCCAUGGGAAGCUCUCCAGGCCGCCGCCGAGUCUGGAAAACCCCGCUGCGUGUGGCCAAUGUGAUAGCGAACAGAGCACACUAAGCACAAGUGUGGGAUGCCUGAGUCCGUGCUGCGGAACAGUUGCAACGACGACGGCUUCCGUCAGUCCAGUCGUUGACGAAAGCCCUUCUUCAGCGGGGAACAGCAGCACUAGUCAUCCCGGUAGCACUGCGUCGUCACGCGUGGACAAGGCGGAUCCUGAGGGCCGCGACGAGGGGUUAGUGGGGAGAGGAAAAAACAAGCACACCGAGCUUCUCUUUCACCCAGCCUCAAGACGCCGGCCAACCUUGAGCGCCCAGUUUCUCCUCAAGGCAUCUAACUACUCGUCCCAAAAUGUCAACUACUCGAGUAGGGGGUCCGCAACUCCCGCAAAUGUCGGGCGGUUGUCGGAUGCGCUCGACUCAAUAGCGCGAGAAAUGAAAAGACUAGAUGGGCGACGUCGACUUACAGCUUCGUCGUUGGUGCCGUCCAUUCUUGCGGAGCUCAACUUGAGCCCGCGAGCGGAUGCGCGCGCAUUGAAACAUGCUCGACGGGGUCUGCACUUGUGGUCUCCUCGCGCGCAGAGUAGCUCCGCCAAGACGUCACCGCACCCCUCGGAUUUCGCGGGGAAGCUGGAUAUGCUAACGAAACAGCUCCUCGUUUUCUCAUAUUCGUUCGUGGCGUUUCAUACUCUGGCCCUCCACUUCUGCCCCUCCCUCUACUCAGCGCUUCGCUUCGGCCCUCAACUCAACACCAAUCCUCUUCUCCAGCAGCCCCAUCCCGAUUCACUCUUCGGAUUUUUCUUCUUCUUCAUCAACACGUCGAUUCACGUCUUCGUGAAACGCGGAGUCAGUGCAGCUCUCAUCCAUGCAGGCCUUCUCCACCUGGCAAGACUUGUAAUCGUGAGGGGAACGGGACCACAGAAGUCGCUAUCGAGAAAGAAGGGGAUUGCGAAGGUUCAUGCGCAAUUUUUGCCGCCGGCGGUCCCCUUUAUGUCCAGUAGAGAGCGGAAUCCACAACGUAUUAUGACUGCUGACGGGUAUGUCGGCUCGGCUGCGCAGUCCCCUGCCUGCGCGCCUAAAUCAACUUGCAUUGCCAGUGCGAUCGGUGAUCCCUCUCCACUAGCUUUUUCAGCUGCAUGGGGGCCGAUUGAGCGCCCUAGAAAGCCUGAAACGGUACGGAACCUUCGCGCACACGGCUUGCCAGAAGCAAAGUACUUGGCAGCUGCCCACGCUCGGUGUCCAGGAGAAAUUCGACGGCGAAUGCGGUUUGUCUCACGUGUUCUAGCAGUGGCUUGCUUUCUCUCCCUCUUCGUCACCAUAACAGCGUUCCUCUGGGGAGGUUGGCCAGCAAAGGCCGUGGGGUUCCCAGAUAUUUAUCUCGGUUCCCUGACAAAAAAAGGCAGUUUCCUCGGGCCGGAAACGCUUCGCUCUGCCCUCCGUUCGCCUACAGCGGAAGCCACUCUUGACAGAAUAAAAACUUUCCGCCAAGAAUCGAUUGUCUCGCCAACUAUGAGUAGCCGAUCUGUGCUGGCGAAAUGGUCCCUCGAUGCAUCGAAGGGUCUGAUGUAUUAUCAGCUUAUCGUGUUCGCUGGUUUCGGGUUCCUCCUCGAUAUUUGGGGAGCGUGGACUAAGGUGCGCCUGAUUCGCCAGUUUCUCAGACCUCGUGACCUCGUUAUUCCAGCCGUUGCCUUUACGGUCGCGAUGAGCUACGCUGCAGUAAAUCUCCACGGUAUCCCAGCUUGCAAUGGCAAUGACAAGCACUGGGUUGAUUUCCGGACCCAGGAGAUGGCGGCGCACGUGAACACACAUACGCACGACAAAGUCAACACGCCGCCUCUGCUCUACUCCGUCUACAUCCCGAUGCGAGAUGGGAUCGAAAUUGCAGCAGACGUUUAUCUCCCCAAGCCUUACUAUGAGACAGCAGAAAAGCUGGCGUCCCAUCAGCAUAGAAUCGAUAUGCUAGACAGAGCCCUGAAGAAGACGACGGAGCGUCUUCAGGUUCUUCACUCUCAAGAUGCUCGAAACAACGACAGAGGAGGCGAUGCUGGACAGGUGAAUCUUGGAGAGGGGCGGGACCCAAAACUGCCGAGAAAGACGGUCUUCAAAAGAUACCAAGAAAUACGGAAUCUCCAAAGUUUUCAAGCACAUGUUGAAAAGCGCUUAAAAGAAGAAAGAGCAGACUAUGACACGAUCCUUGCCUCGGUUAAAAAACUCCCGACCUACCUCGACAUUACCAGAUACAACAGAAGAACUGAGGUCUACUGGCCUUUGUCAAUGCUGCGUAUGUGGAAAAACCCGCGAGGAGCUACGGUGAAUGUAUGGAGUUUCACAGCACAACAAGCCUUCACAGCAAACGGAUACGCAGUUGUAGUUGUCGACUCCAGAGGCACUGGCGCCUCGUUUGGCGAGCGCUACGUGGAUCUGAGUGAGGUUGAAAUUCAGGACUUCUCAGAAAUCGUUGCGUGGAUAAAGAGCCAGUGGUUCUCGAAUGGGAAGAUUGGAGGAGGCGGGCUCUCCUACGACGGCAUGACAGGUCUAAACGCUGCAGCCGAGGGCGGAAUAGAUGCGGUGCUCUCAUUAUUCACGCCUAUGCAUGUAUUUGGAGAUUUGCUUGUACCAGGAGGUGUCAUCUGCUCAUCAUUUCUCAAAGACUAUGCAGGCAUGACGUACGGAUUCGAGCGAACUGGUAGUCCCGUUGCCCACAUUCUGAAUAAUCCGUGGAAAUAUCCACUACAUGUUCUUCUUGGAUUUUCUGUGGCAUUUGGACCUGGUAGCGGCGUGUUUGGCCGAGAAGGAGACUUGGCAAUUGCGAUUGCACGUCACCGCAAAAACUGGGACAUGGCGCACACUAUCAAAAUGGUUGAGUACUACGACGAUGUGGUUACACUGCACAAUAAUGAGACGGCGAGCGCGGCAGAAUUUGGAAUCCACGAAACCGUUAUGAGAAAACUGGCAGAGAGAAAUGUUAGCGUGUAUGUUGUAGGCGGUUAUUGCGAUUCGGCCAGUGUACGCGGUGCCUCACGGUUGUACGACUACAUGAAGCGGAACGCCCCAACUUCCAAAUCGAAAUUACUACUUGGGAGCUGGAGCCACGGAGGAAGAAGAUCGUGCAAUCCGUACGCAGGGAGCUUCCCGUGCUUUGAAGCUGACCAGUAUCUCGACGCAGUUCGCUUCUUUGACUGUCGUCUGAAAGGAGAGUGCUGGGGUGGCAUCGAAGAUGAACCAUCAGUUCACUACUGGCAGGUUGGUGCUGAGGAGUGGCGGACAUCAGAAUACUUCCCCCCUGAGAGACAGAUGAGUUAUGUAGACUUUCACUUGAACAAUGAGAAGUUUGUGAAUCUGAAUCGCUUGGAAUGCAAGCGAACCUCGUCGGGGGCUUCGCUUCUUGCUCUCGGAAAGCCAGCAGAUGUAUGUCUCUCUCCACAGUUCUCUCUAUCUCUGGGUGACAAUGCGGCUCCCAAGUGCCCGCUACCCACGUCUCCGUUCACAGUGCGGACGCCUGGGGCCCGAGGCGUGAGCGAGAGGACGGCUAAGCAGCCGCGAAAGCUGGAUGAGAAUGACAUCAAAAGAAGGAAGAGCGAACAACAGUCUACGACUCUCGCGAAACAAAAGCACGGGACCGACGACACACAUGGGUCUUCAUCCGCUCACUCUUCCGCUCAGCCGUCAACCCCUCAUUCGGCGGACGAGGCGCACAUGGCGUCUCCCUUUAGUCUGCCUGUUCUGCUGCCGGCGACUUUUGAUUUGCGCUUGUCGACAUUUGAGCACCGACUGCACGACCUCGUUCAGAGCAUCACUCUUCAUUGGCAGCAGCUCCAAACGCACGUGGAGCUUCUCUUGCGCCAGGCCCGAGACCACCAGCUGACAACCGAAGACGAGAGAGGGAACCAGAUUCAGCAGCCUCUAACGAUCUCCAGCAUUAUUGGUGUCGCACUUGCUGGCUUUGAGGAGGGAUGGGGCGAAGCCAGCGACGAUUUACACCAUGCCUACCCUCGUCGCACGGCUGCGGCACGAGCAGGGAUUCAACACAGCGCACAUUCCGAAGACACACGAAGAGCAAUCACAAAGAAACCAACUGUUGGAAGACUGAAAGACUCGUUUUCAAUCCUCGAAACAGAUCCUAAUGCGUACAGCAUGAGCCUAGACGCCAGACGCGGCACCGCUCGCUUGCCCGAGGCCUACAUCCGGCCCUCUCUCGCGAGGGAGAUCCCUAUCGCCGCGGGAUCCGAGAAAGAGACGCUCGACAAGAGAGAACCGAGACUCACACUGGCUAAGAAACUGCUUUUGAAAAAGUUCCCAUCGAAACUCUCACCUCGUCUCCACUAUGACGUGGAAUAUUUUGCGACAACUGGAGUCUUCAGUCGCUGGGUAAUUGCACAGCAUCCCUUUCGGCAGGCAAUCCACUACGGGAACCGUCUAUUUGCCCGGCGCGUCCGGCCGGAUUUCCCCAUCAACCUCUCGCCUCUUCCCGGAGCAGGGGGCGAAUCGUUCCAUCCGUCGCCGUUCUAUCUUGAUUCCAUGCACGCGAGCCUUCUUUCCUGGACAUCUGGAGUGCUUCUCGAAGACAUGGAUGUCGUCGGAAGCGCAUGGGUGCACCUACAAAUGUUCGUAAAAAGCUGCACAGACAUAUCUGUCUUCGUCUACCUCGAGGAUGUCGAGGUGAACGGAGGCUACUCGCAUUACGUCACGGAAGGAAAAAUUGUCGUCUCUCAUCGGCCGGUUAAAGUCAAGACAGAGUCGCCUAUUGGCUCCCCGGAUACUGUCUUCAGAUCGUUCACAAAGUCGUCAAGGGUUCCGCUUAACUCAUCGGGGGAGUUGAUCGAGUUUACCAUGCCGCUGGAGCCGGUCAGCUGGACCUUCAAGAAGGGACACUCAAUCCGCCUUUCUCUCGCAGGGAGUGACGUGGAUAAUUUCGAGCCAGCGGUGCAAAACCGGAUGAUCCUGCCUCGUCAGUGGACUGUUAUCACUGCCAACGCGAAGCUUCGCUUGCCUGUCCAUCACACCAACGCGGUUGGCGAUGGUCGAACUGAAGGCUAG
This is a messenger RNA of Besnoitia besnoiti, 5070 nucleotides long. RefSeq names its product hydrolase CocE/NonD family protein. The transcript has 11 exons. NCBI's taxonomy places the organism in Eukaryota, Apicomplexa, Conoidasida, Eucoccidiorida, Sarcocystidae. Gene Ontology annotation, molecular function: dipeptidyl-peptidase activity. The coding region runs from base 1 to 5070 and encodes 1689 amino acids. The record is from RefSeq and is a predicted model, not a curated record.